AUGGAAAAAAGGGGAAUUGAGGUUGAUGCCAAAUGCCCUCUCUGUGAGAAAGCUGUAGAAAGUAAAAAGCAUGAACUGCUCUAUUGUGGAAAAAUCUGUGAUGUAUGGUGGAAUUGGCAAUCUUGCCCAACAAACCUGUUGGCUGAAACAUAUGACAUAGUGGAUGUUGCAUUGCAAAUUCUGGAAUUUGGCCUUCCAUCAACUCAAAUCUGGAAUUUUGCACAAUGGAUCCAAAGUGACCAUAAAGAGGCAGUAACUAUUAAUCUCCUUAGGCAGCAACCUCCCAAGGUUGGUUGGGCUACACAACCUCCUGGGGUGUAUAAAAUAAAUGUUGAUGGGGCCACUUUUGAAGAUGGUAGACCCUCGGGUGUGGGGGUGGUGAUCAAAGACUGUAGAGGUAUGGUGGUGGCAGCAAGUGCCGAGUUGCUGUCUGCUACGUAUGGAGUGGAGGACACAGAAGCUUUGGCUGCUGAAGAAGGAAUGCUCUUAGCCAGCCAAAUGAUGCUCACAAAGGUUAUACUAGAAUCUGACUCUCUCUUGGUUGUUCAAGCCACUUCAUGUAACUCCCUCCAUGGAGAUCUAAGUCCAAUUAUCCAAGGGAUCCUUGAUUUGCUCAGUUCUGUUGAUAGCUGGAAGGUUAAGUACAUGAAAAGGGAUUACAACAGAGGCACAUGA
Molecule: messenger RNA, 675 nt
Organism: Quercus lobata
Lineage: Eukaryota; Viridiplantae; Streptophyta; Magnoliopsida; Fagales; Fagaceae
Exons: 2
Coding region: 1-675 (224 amino acids)
Molecular function (GO): RNA-DNA hybrid ribonuclease activity; nucleic acid binding
Source: RefSeq, a predicted model, not a curated record